AUGAAACGAGAACAUUCAUAUGGUGGAAUGAAUGAUGAUGAAGGCUCUUCUUUCGUGAACAAUCACAACAACAAUGAUCAUGCACGUGGAUAUGUGAAUGAAAUAACAACAACGAUGAUCAUGAUGGAAUCAUUUGGAGACCAAGAGGAAAUACCAUCCAAGAAAUUUAAAGAAUCUCUUUCUUCAACAACUUGUCCAAUGAUGAUUGCGGAUCCAACGAACGAACAAAAAGGCUUUUCAUCAUCUGUAAUCAUGACCACACAUUACUCUCAUCUUCUACUUCCCGAAAUUAUUUUCAAUAUUAUGAAAUUCCUUGAUGAAAGAUCACGAUGCUUGAAUUGUCGAUUAAUUUGUUCGCAAUUCGAAUCGGCUUAUGUUGAAUUAUCUAAAAUUGAAUUGUUGGAUUUGUGGAAUGAAUUGAAUACACUUUGUAUUGCUCCUCUCAAUGAAGAUCCUCCAUCACAAGAGGAAAUUGAACAAGUGGAAUUGCGUUUGAAUUUUAAACUGUCAUGGCAGUGGAGGACAUUCUUUUCAACAACAAAUGGUAGACCAAAUUGGAAUUCCAAACUUGUCCAUCCAAGCAAUGUCAUUUAUCCAAUUGAGGAAUGGGAUUAUGCAUCAAAUGUUUCUCUUGAUUUUGCUCAUCAUCAGACUUUUAUUGACCAUGAAGAUUUUGCUAACAAUGACACUUAUAUUUGCAUCGGUAGAUUAUAUCAUGAAAAGCUUUUAAUCAUGCAUAAAAACACUGGUAUGAUCUAUUUAACAAAAAGUCAGCAAUUAGAACAAUUAGGACUCCUUAAAAUGUGGAUGUCAGAUUUAAGAACAUCAAUUGAACCGAUCAGACUAUUCAUUAAGAUAUUUGGCAGUAGUGAAUUGAAUGUGAAACACGCACGUGAAUGUACUACUGUUGAACAAGCUCUACAAUUAAUUUCAAAGAAUCCAUUUUAUUACACUGUGUUAAACAAGAGUCUAAAAAGAAAUGUACAAAUUGCCAAAUCCUUAUUGCCUCAAAAUGCAUUAUUACUUGACAUAUCAUUCAAAAAGAAUAAGGAAUUUAUUUUACAACACUUGAACGAAUCAACAUUGUUGUUUGAACAUUCUGCUCCUGAAUUGAAACGAGAUAUUGAUUUGCAGAGAGCAUUUGUGUUCAUUGCUAAAACCUCCAAUGAUCAUAUAAGGUUAAAUAUCUAUAUGAAUGCAAUUUUGAAUCAACCUGAAACAUUAGUACAAGAAACAAAACAAUCAUUAGAAUUCGGUGAGUGA
Molecule: messenger RNA, 1263 nt
Organism: Naegleria fowleri
Lineage: Eukaryota; Heterolobosea; Eutetramitea; Acrasida; Naegleriidae
Exons: 1
Coding region: 1-1263 (420 amino acids)
Source: RefSeq, a predicted model, not a curated record